Molecule: messenger RNA, 1032 nt
Organism: Linepithema humile (Argentine ant)
Lineage: Eukaryota; Metazoa; Arthropoda; Insecta; Hymenoptera; Formicidae
Gene: ND-19
Product: NADH dehydrogenase [ubiquinone] 1 alpha subcomplex subunit 8
Biological process (GO): mitochondrial electron transport, NADH to ubiquinone
Source: RefSeq, a predicted model, not a curated record
CUUAAUCUAACUUAACUUAACCUAACCUAACAUGUGUCAAAAAAUCUCGUGAUAUCGAUACGAAGACAAAAGAUUGCUAUCGAUCUCCCAACACAAAGUUACUUUCGUAUCGAAUUAGGUUAAUCAUUAUUAUUUAUUAUCACGUUAUUCAAUCUUGUGUGCAUGAUGCAUUUUACAAUUUUGCGUUGAAGGAAAGUUUCGCAUUGAAACGUCCCUACGAUCAGUAAUUCUGUUGUGAACAGUUGUAAAUGACGAGUUGACUCGCCAGAGUGCUGUUAUAAGAAAAUAUGGCCGCGACGGCAAAGACUGUACUGCCUGAAGAAAGCGAGCUAACCGUUCGGGAGUUGGACGUUACCUGGCCGGUACUUCAAACCGCAUCAGUUUAUAUCGGCAAGGCUUGCGAGUGGUAUAAUAAUGAAUUUAUGUUAUGUAGACAAGAAGAAUGUGAUCCACGUCGUUGUCUCAAUGAGGGAAAAGCCGUGACCUCUUGCGCACUUGAUGUUCUCAAAAAAAUGAAGAAGCAUUGCUUGGAAGAUUUUAACGCGUAUAUGUAUUGCCUCGAGAGAUCAUCGGGAACAUUGGAUUUUGCUCCGUGUCGGCAGACACAAGCUGCACUGGAUCAGUGCGUUCUUAAAAAUAUGAAUAUAGAACGUCCACCUUACGGAUACUUUUGUGAGGCUAAAGUGCACAAUACAUCCAGGCCGCGGCCACCGCCGGGCAAUGAGCCCAUAACAUUUCCAGAUCCAACUCCUGGUCUAUCAGCUGACGUACCACGUGAGAAAUCGAAAUAUAGCAAUCGCUUUUGGUAUAAAUCUUAAAUCUCUUAACAAAUACCACUAGUACUUUGGCCGCGUUGCAAAAGUUAUGCUUGUGAGAUUUGGGACACAUCAGGUAAUUAGUCAAUUGCAGGGAAUCGAGCGUAUGCAAUUUGUAAUGCGCUUCCGAACACUGUAGAAAUGUUUGUUCCAUAUGAAAUAUGUAUAGAAUCGCCAUUGUAUAUGUCUUGUGAAUAUAAAUUUAUGAAUAGUAAAA